CGCGGUGUACGACGGAGGCGCGUGACGUCAGCAGGCGUCGUGCGGGGAUUGGAAUGCUACAAUGUAACAAUCGCAACUGGAAGCUUCAGAUUAAAGUGCUGCUGGAAUGUAACGUUGUAUCAUCGGCGUCGCGAACGCGUUUCGAAUGUAACAGGGAAUAGAAAACCGGUUUGUAAUGUUUUUACGAGAGGUUCCAAAACAGCAACUGCACGCUAACAAAGACAACCAACCUUUGGAGGAUUUAUCAGAGAGAAAUAUGUGAGAAUACACGGAUUUGUGGGGAUUUAUCCGCUCGGGAAGUUAGUGACAGGGUUUUUCUGACUCACACGCACCUCAUGAGAUCCAUCACCUAUAGAUCUCUCUGACUGCUCCUGCUGUUUGUGAUUUCUCCAGGCUGGAUUAUAAGAACUCUUCUCUGAAAGUACUUUCUGAUGGUUUUCAUUGAUCCAGAACAGUCCCGAUGGCCAGCAGGGUUCAAGUGUCAUCUGUCAGGAGUUUAGAUGCUGUCUAAUGUGAACCAUGCACCGGAGAGGAGAGAGGUAGAUCCAUAAAAGGGUUUCAGGUUAAAUCGCCCACAUGCUCUGGAUGUGGGAUUGGAAUCACAAGGUGGAAGUUGAGAGCAUCAAAUCCCUGCAGGUCUGUGGAAGAUGCUGUCCAGCAGGAGUUGAGACCUUUGCAUUCAUCAGCAACCAGCUCCAUCUGGAUCUAAGGACACAUGCAGGCCAAAAAACGCUAUUUAAUUCUGUUCUCUGCAGGUGUGAGCCUCAUUCUCCUCUUUUACCUUCAGGAACCAGCUUCCAGAAGGACUCCAAACCGAGGGGAUGACCCCCAUCCACAAUGGCCCCACUUCUCAGACCUCCUACGAGCUUUUAUUCCGUGGGAUCAGACCGAAACGGAGGACUACAAUGUCCGCGCUUCUCCGAGACACAAAAGAGAUGACAACUCUGGAGCUUACAAGUGCAGAAUGGACUCCUGCUUUGAUUUCUCCUUGUGCGGGAGGAACGGCUUCAAAGUCUACGUCUAUCCUCAACAGAAAGGUGAGAAGAUCUCCGAAAGCUACCAAAACAUCUUGUCCUCCAUCGAGGGCUCCAGAUUCUACACUUCUGACCCGGGACAGGCUUGCCUCUUUGUUUUGAACCUUGACACCCUGGACCGAGACCAGCUGUCUCCUCAGUACGUCCACAACCUCAAAACUAAGAUCCAGAACCUGAAGCUGUGGAAUAACGGGAGGAACCACCUGAUCUUUAACCUGUAUUCGGGCACAUGGCCGGAUUACACAGAGGAUUUGGGGUUUGAUAUCGGACAAGCCAUGUUGGCCAAAGCCAGCAUCAGCACAGAGAACUUCAGACCCAGUUUUGACAUCUCCAUCCCCUUGUUCUCUAAAGAUCACCCCCGGACUGGAGGUGAAAGGGGGUAUUUAAAAUACAACACCAUCCCUCCCUUUAGGAAAUAUGUGCUGGUUUUUAAAGGCAAGCGCUAUCUGACUGGGAUUGGAUCUGAUACAAGGAAUGCGCUUCAUCACAUCCAUAAUGCUGAAGACGUGGUUCUCCUUACCACAUGCAAACAUGGCAAAGACUGGCAGAAGCAUAAAGAUGCUCGUUGCGACAAGGACAAUGCUGAAUAUGACAGGUACAGCUAUAAAGAAAUGCUGCAUAACUCCACUUUUUGUCUCGUGCCUCGAGGACGCCGCCUGGGCUCUUUCCGUUUCUUGGAGGCUCUACAGGCUGCAUGUGUUCCCGUCAUGCUCAGUAACGGCUGGGAGCUUCCCUUCUCAGAGAUCAUCGACUGGCGCACGGCCUCCAUCAUUGGGGAUGAGAGACUUCUUCUACAGAUUCCAUCGACGGUUCGCUCCAUCCAUCAAGACCGCAUUCUGUCUCUCCGCCAGCAGACGCAGUUCUUGUGGGAAGCGUAUUUCUCUUCUGUGGAGAAAAUUGUGCUCACUACAUUGGAGAUCAUCCAGGACCGUGUGUUGCAACAUAACGCCCACAGCAUUCUGAUGUGGAAUCGGUUGCCCGGAGAUAUAUAUGAAUUGUCUAGAUGAAAUAUAUUGAUCAUCUUCUUCACAGGUGUUAAACCACAGCAGAAGUUCACAGCCGUCAUUCACGCUGUCACGCCUCUUGUAUCUCAGUCUCAACCGAUUUUCAAGUUGCUAGUGGCUGUGGCCAAAUCACAGUACUGUGCCCAGAUCAUCGUCCUGUGGAACUGUGACAAGCCUCUCCCUGCGAAGCACCGCUGGCCCGCCACCUCUGUUCCAGUCAUCGUAAUCGAGGGCGAGAGCAAGGUGAUGAGCAGCCGAUUUCUGCCCUAUGAAAACAUCAAAACAGAUGCAGUCUUGAGUCUGGAUGAAGACACUGUGCUCUCGACUACAGAGGUGGAUUUUGCCUUUACAGUUUGGCAGAGUUUCCCAGAGAGGAUUGUGGGAUACCCUGCACGGAGCCAUUUUUGGGACUCUAACAAGGAGCGCUGGGGCUACACCUCCAAGUGGACCAAUGACUACUCCAUGGUGCUGACUGGAGCUGCUUUCUACCACAGGUAUUAUAACUACUUGUAUACACACUACCUGCCCAGCAGCUUAAAGAGUAUGGUUGACCAGCUCUCAAACUGUGAAGACAUCCUCAUGAACUUCCUGGUGUCUGCUGUCACUAAGAUGCCUCCUAUCAAGGUCACCCAAAAGAAGCAGUACAAGGAGACGAUGAUGGGACAGACGUCCCGGGCAUCACGUUGGGCAGAUCCUGACCACUUUGCCCAGCGGCAGACGUGCAUGAACAAAUUUGCCAGCUGGUUUGGCACCAUGCCCCUGGUCCAUUCGCAGAUGAGACUGGAUCCCGUUCUGUUCAAGGACCAGGUAUCGAUACUGCGCAAAAAGUACAGAGACAUCGAGAGACUCUGACGAAGCUUAGAAACCCUUUCCCUCUGAACGGGGAUAGGAAACGGCAUCCGAAAAAACCCCUGAAAAACCAGAUCAACAGGGAUAAAAACGGGGGCACGGAAACCCUCAGGGAGGGAGCGCAUCAAGAUUGGGGGAAGGUGUUGUGCUCGAUGAAGAUCCAUCUGUUAGAGGUUGCCACUAUUGAUAUAUGAAAGCAAGAGGUUUUAUUCCAGACCACAUUGACGUUUUUUGGCUGAGUAUAGCACAACACAAAGACACGCCAAUAUUGGCAGCUUUCUGUCUUCCACACCCCCUCUUAUAAUGCUUUGCCAAUGACAAUGGUGACCAUGGCAAAUUUGCCAAAGCCAGGCAGCCACACACACAUCCACAUGCAGUCAGAAUAUAGACUACCGCACGUCGGUUUAACCUCUGGAUCAGACCUCUCCAUGUUAGAUGUGCAAUAAGCCUGGCUGGAAGGGUCGCCUGCGGUCCAGCCAUGCAUGUUUAUUCAGUUCGCCUUCGACAAGCGUUACGCCCCUCUUGAAGAAGUAGGAUGACGUCCCGUGGAGAAGUCGAGCGUGCAAAACACCGUGCACAACAUCACAGUGCCUGAGCUUUCAGAUGGACCAUAUCUGGGAGCCCAAAGGGGUUUUGUAUGAAUGCAAAUACACCUUGUUCAUGCUGCUUAUAUUUGGAUUCAAAUGUAGGUGUUCCACAAAUUGGCCCAAAGUUUUUUUUUUUUUUUUUACUU
This is a messenger RNA of Sinocyclocheilus rhinocerous, 3620 nucleotides long. RefSeq names its product exostosin-1a-like. Lineage: Eukaryota; Metazoa; Chordata; Actinopteri; Cypriniformes; Cyprinidae. The record is from RefSeq and is a predicted model, not a curated record. The transcript is spliced from 11 exons. Gene Ontology annotation, molecular function: glycosyltransferase activity. Gene Ontology annotation, cellular component: membrane.